Diaporthe citri is the source of this 891-nucleotide messenger RNA. RefSeq lists its product as uncharacterized. The transcript is spliced from 3 exons. The record is from RefSeq and is a predicted model, not a curated record. Bases 1 to 891 code for a protein of 296 amino acids. Lineage: Eukaryota; Fungi; Ascomycota; Sordariomycetes; Diaporthales; Diaporthaceae. Gene Ontology annotation, molecular function: catalytic activity.
AUGCACGUGUCUCUAAUUCUUUGUCUCACUGGUGUGGCCUGUGCCAAUGGCUUCUCCUUCAGCAGUGGCUCCGACAACUUCACCGUUGCUCUCGUUCGAGCGCCUCCGGCAAUUUAUCCCUAUCCUCAGCCGAGUCUGGACUGGAAAGGGUUGAAACAUGAUAUAAAUGCCAGCGUCGAACUUGGAGUUCAAUAUAUCGAGCAGGCUGCGUCACAAGGCGCAGACCUCGUAGCUUUUCCUGAGCUCUGGUUCCCAGGACUACAUCUAUAUGGCACAAGCCUCAUCGACUCAGGCGGACAGGUCAUCCAGAUCCGCAGGAAGCUUCGCCCAUCCGGGGGCGAACGUACAAUCUUUAGCAACGGAACCGUCGACGAACUCAAGGUCUUUCAGACCCAAUUUGGUCGACUUGGCCUCCUGGAAUAUUGGGAGCAUAUGCAUCCGCCCAUGACUUUUGCCAUGCAAUCCCAAAAUGAGAACCUGCACAUAGCCGCCUUCCCCUUCACUCCGGAUCUCGGCGUGGACACCUCCCUCGAAAGCACCGAGAACAGCAUGGCCGGAGCUCGAUACUACGCCAUCACCGGCCAGACUUGGACCUUCGUGCCCUCUGUCGGCACCGCUGCUGUGUUCUCACCAAACGGAACGAUCGUCACGCAGAUUCAAGCCACUGAAGAGUACCCUGCCCGGCCCAUCAUUUAUCACUCGGUCAACACGACCAGCUUCAGCGACACGCCUGCGUACAAUGUCAACGGGGAGUUCUCCUGGCCGCAAAUGCAGCAGAUCAGCGAGACCUAUCCGGACUACAUACCUCAUGUUGUGGGCAACUUCACCCUCAGGAGGCUCAACUCUGUCGAGCAGAUGAAGAAGACGGGUCCAAUCCCGCUGAACUAUUGA